Cyclopterus lumpus (lumpfish) is the source of this 825-nucleotide messenger RNA. RefSeq names its product lysosomal associated membrane protein family member 5 (gene lamp5). The transcript has 6 exons. NCBI's taxonomy places the organism in Eukaryota, Metazoa, Chordata, Actinopteri, Perciformes, Cyclopteridae. Gene Ontology annotation, cellular component: membrane. The record is from RefSeq and is a predicted model, not a curated record. Bases 1 to 825 code for a protein of 274 amino acids.
AUGGGACGACUCGGUUUAAGCACCACGGAGAGCGCCCGGCUUCUGCUGCUCGGUGUGCUGGCGCUGUCCGUGGUGCUGGCGGAGCAGGAAGGGGAGAACCUGUCCGGUCUCUCCACCAACCCGGACAAAGCCAUCUUCGCGGUGCGGGAGAACGGCACGACAUGCCUGAUGGUGGAGUUCGCCGUGAGAUUCCUCGUGCCAUAUGACGUGCUCGCGCUCAAUGGGAUAGACCUGAUCACCGAGCAGGCGGCGUUCACUCUGCCUCGUGGGGCAGAAAUCGAGGGUAAAUGUGGGAGCACCGAGUCGGAGAUCCACAUAACCUGGAACAACAACGCCUACACGCUCCGCAUCUACUUCUCUAAGGAGUUCCGUGACAAGGGCAUUGAGGUGUGGAAGAUUAGCAAAGUUCAGUUCCUCUAUGAUACCUCGGAGACCUCGCAUUUCAUCAACGCGUACAACCCUGGGAAGCACACGGCCAACACCCACCGCCUGUCGGCCCUGGUGACCCCCGCCGGGCUCUCCUACGUGUGCCUGGCGCAGCAGACUCUCACCCUCAUCUCCACCGACCACCAGAAGGGCGUCACCGUCUCCAUGUACGACACCCAGAUCCAGCCCUUCGACAUCGCCUCGGACUUCAUGUUCAGCGAACCCUACAAGUGCAUCACUGACCAGCGGGAGCGCCUGGAGGAGACCCUCCCCCUCAUCCUGGGUUUCAUCCUGGCCCUCAUCAUCGUCAUCACGCUCACCGUCUACCACUUCCACCUGAAGCUGACGGCCAUCCCGCCGCAGCUGCCCAGAGACCGCUCCAUGUACAAGAACAUGUAG